ACGAAAGGCAUCAUUGUCAAUUGUCAAAAUAGGUAGAACAGGAGUUAAGUAGAAAAAUCUCGGAGUUUCUUCCCCUCCCCUGGAAUUGAAAAUGAGUGCGGAUGUGAAAGGCUCCUUUAUGUGAUAAUCGAGACAGCAGUAUGCCCUACAUCUCCGCCAUUUAUGCGCCAUCUUACCGUCUCCAAAGGUUUGUUGGCGGGACUAUCUUCAAUUUUCUCAUGAUACAUGGAAAGUCCUCACUCCUCAACUGAAAGUGCAUUACUUUUAGUGGGUCUUCGUUUUUAAAUGCCAUGGCGCGGCACACAAUCACCUACUGCGGAAUUAAGUCUUCCAGCUUUUCCAAUCUCUUUCCUAUCCCACAACCCACCAUGGGAAAAAGAUCUUCUUGUUCGUAUCGCUUUUCCAGUCUUGUUGUCGCAGCGGUUCAAGUGUUUUUGUUGGGGAAUCCGACGAGUGCAGAGCAUUUGGGGGUUCUAAACCAACCCAGUGCCGAAAGGGUAGUCUAUGUCCGGGAUUAUGGCGCCAAAGGAGAUGGUGUCAAUGAUGAUACUCAGGCUUUCAAGGAUGCUUGGAAAGCAGCUUGUUCUUCCUCCUUGGAUACAAGCAUGGUAAUCCAGGCUGAUGACGCUCAUCUGGUCCAACCAAUUGAUUUUGCUGGACCUUGUCUGUCCAGGGUGACUUUCAGGCUAUCUGGUGCUAUUGUUGCACCCCAAAGUCCCAAAUCCUGGGAAGGUUUGGAUUCCCUGAAAUGGCUCUAUUUCCAAGAUGUGAAGAACCUCACUCUAGAAGGGAGUGGAGCGGUUGAUGGAAGGGGACAGAUAUGGUGGGAGCAAGUUCGGUCCUGCAAGAUCCACAACACAUCUAUUUGUGUACAUCCUCCAAUGGCCAUGAUUUUUGAUAAUUGUGAGAACUUGAACGUCAGCAACCUUGUGCUGAGGAAUAGUCAACAAAUGCACAUGGCAUUCUACAAGUGUGUUCAUGUUUACGCAUCCCAUAUUAAAGUGUUUGCACCUGAUGAUAGCCCUAACACCGAUGCUAUCCAUGUCAAUGCAUCUAUACAUGUUCAAAUCUGGGACAGCGUCCUUAAAACAGGGGAUGACUGCAUCUCUAUUGUUGGCAAUUGUUCAUUUAUCAAAAUCAGAAAUAUUACAUGCGGGCCAGGCCAUGGUAUAAGUGUUGGAAGCAUGGGAAAAGCAAAUGCCUGGGAUGAGAUACAUGAUUUAACAGUUGAUGGAGUAUCCCUGCUUAACACUGAGAAUGGGGUAAGGGUCAAAACAUGGCAGGGAGGUCAAGGUUAUGCUUCCAACAUUAUUUUCCAGAACGUGUUCAUGGAAAAUGUCUCUCGUCCAAUAAUAAUAGAUCAAUAUUAUUGUGAUUCUUCACUGCCAUGUGCAAAUCAGACUGCCGCUGUUAAACUAAGUGACAUACUUUUCAAGAACAUUACAGGAACUUCGCCUACUGAGAAAGCAAUAGUAUUUUCCUGCAGCGACAGCAUCCCAUGUGAAGGGAUAACUUUAGAAGAUAUCAUGCUCGAGUCAUCCACCGGGCAUAGUUUAAAGUCCUCUUGCUGGCAAGCUUAUGGCUGGACCAAAGGUGUGGUACAACCCCCUCCUUGCUUCUCUCAUGAUAGAAGUAUGGCCAUCAAUCCGCCAAGGCUUAGUUGGUUCAAGGUUGGCUCCAUGUCAUGUUUAGCCGCCGAGUUAUUAUUCAAACUCAUAUUUUCACUGUAGCGUGCGGUAGUUUGCCCAAUGUGCCAGGAUGAAAGCUUUUUUAGCAGAAAGUUCAGUUUGCCUUGUUAUUUUUAGUCUUAGAUGCCUAGUGUAUUAAAGCCAAUUCAUGGAGCAGGAAAUGCGAUGUGCGGAAUAUGUGUGUAUAUAUUUGGAUUGUACAUUUUGUUAUUUUAUGUUCUUCCAUUCCAGACCCAGAUGAGGUAUAUCUGAGCAAAAGGCUUGAAUUCUAUCCAUAUUAUCAUAAAAUUGUUAUUCAAAAAUUCCAUCAAA
Malania oleifera is the source of this 2000-nucleotide messenger RNA. Its product is annotated as probable polygalacturonase At1g80170. Gene Ontology annotation, molecular function: polygalacturonase activity. NCBI's taxonomy places the organism in Eukaryota, Viridiplantae, Streptophyta, Magnoliopsida, Santalales, Ximeniaceae. The transcript has 10 exons. Gene Ontology annotation, biological process: carbohydrate metabolic process. The record is from RefSeq and is a predicted model, not a curated record. Bases 291 to 1730 code for a protein of 479 amino acids.